Drosophila eugracilis is the source of this 921-nucleotide messenger RNA. RefSeq names its product retrotransposon-like protein 1 (gene EAChm). The transcript has a single exon. The coding region runs from base 53 to 763 and encodes 236 amino acids. The record is from RefSeq and is a predicted model, not a curated record. Lineage: Eukaryota; Metazoa; Arthropoda; Insecta; Diptera; Drosophilidae.
AAAUCAUAGUCUCAGUUGCAUUCAGCCAGUCUAGCUUAGUUUUUGGAACAACAUGCGCUUCGUAGUUUUUGGCUUUGUGAUCUUUGCCAGUGUCCUGGCCUACAGCAAUGCAGCUCAUAAAGGGCACAUGGCUUGGCUGGAAGGACUCCUGGCUGAGGCUGGUCAUAAGAAUACAACGGUUAAAUUUGGCAACAAUACGGUUAUCAUUACGGGAGUAUCCAAUGCCAAUGCUAACACUAACGAGGGAACCAUUCGCCCAAAUCCACCACAGAACCAGAACCAGAAUAAUGAAGGAUAUAACUCGUGGUAUAACUAUAGGUAUCCCUACUACUACUACAACGGUUACUAUCGCAUGGUGCCCACUAUCAAUGGUCAGAUCGUCGAGGGACCACAAAUCAGUCUUGGGGAAUCCAAUGAGCUUUCUCAAGAGGUUUCCCAUGAGACUGCCCAUGAUCUAAGUGACGAGGAAUCUGGUGAGGAUUAUAGACAUCUGGAGGAUCAAACCCAAGAAGACGAAGAGGCUGAAGAUGAUAUUUCAGAGGAUCAGCUUGAUGAGGAGGAAGAGGAGAAUCUUGAUGAGGAAGAAAAUGAGCUUAAUGAGGAAGAAGAAGAUGAGGAUUAUUCUGAGGACGAGUCCGAAACAGAGGAGGCUGACGAAGAAGAGCCCGAAAACGAGAUCGAUCCCGAAGAAGAUGCUGCUGACCAGGCCUUAGAAGCCUUUGAGAAAGAGCUGGCCGCUGAAGAAAAACUAUUAGGUCAUUAAGGUAUCAAAAGUAUCUAAAAUCAGCAUCUCAAUCUUCACAGAAAAAUAUAGAAAAAUUCAAAAAUCAUUUCAUUAACCACCACAAGCUGUAACAUCAAUUUCAUUUCAUGUUUUUGGGAUCAAUCAUUAAUACAAAAAAAAAAGAUUAUACAAAAAUA